This is a messenger RNA of Aspergillus saccharolyticus JOP 1030-1, 965 nucleotides long. RefSeq names its product putative 2-deoxy-D-gluconate 3-dehydrogenase. The record is from RefSeq and is a predicted model, not a curated record. Gene Ontology annotation, molecular function: oxidoreductase activity, acting on the CH-OH group of donors, NAD or NADP as acceptor. Lineage: Eukaryota; Fungi; Ascomycota; Eurotiomycetes; Eurotiales; Aspergillaceae. The coding region runs from base 95 to 880 and encodes 261 amino acids. The transcript is spliced from 3 exons.
CAAUUUCUUACCUGUUUGGUGGGCAUUGCUAUACACCAACUGAACUGCAUGAGUACAGCUGACAAUCUCACGGAUCACGUAACCAAAACCCAAAAUGUCGCUCCCCUCUCUCUUCUCCCUCGAAGGCAGCACCGCCAUUGUCACCGGUGGCACCAGAGGAAUUGGCCAGACGAUGGCCUACGCCCUGGCCGAAGCAGGUGCCGAUAUCAUCUUGAUUCAGAGGGAUGAGAGCAACACCACCACCCGUGACGAAAUCACCGCCCGCAUUGGCCGCAAAGCCCACAUCCACGUAGCGGAGCUCUCCGACCGCGCCGCCCUCAAACAGAUCCUGCCCGCCCUGACCAGCCAGGGCUUCAAGCCCGACAUCCUGUUGAAUUGCGCAGGCAUUCAGCGGAGACAUCCAAGCGAACGAUUUCCAGAUGAAGAUUGGGAUGAGGUAAUCAACGUCAACCUGACCUCCGUCUUCACCCUCUGCCGCGAAUUCGGCGCCUACCUCCUCGCCCAACCAGAGGGGAACGGCGGCCGACGCGGCGCCAUCAUCAACGUCGCAUCCCUCCUCACCUUCCAAGGCGGCAUCACGGUCCCCGCGUACGCGGCAUCCAAGGGUGGCGUCGCGCAGCUCACCAAGGCGCUGUCGAACGAGUGGGCGAGCAAAGGCAUCAAUGUGAAUGCGAUCGCGCCGGGUUAUAUCGCCACGGAUAUGAAUACCGCGCUGAUUAAUGAUGCGGAUAGAAAUGCGGGGAUUAUGGCGCGGAUUCCCGCGGGCAGGUGGGGGAAACCGGAGGACUUCAAGGGGGUGGUGGUGUUUUUGGCGAGUCGGGCGAGCACGUAUGUUUCAGGGGAGGUGGUUUGUGUUGAUGGAGGGUGGAUGGGACGGUAGUUCUUUUGUCCCUUGGAGUAGAUUUAUGAUGGUCAUGGUUGGAUGUUUGUACAUAUUUAUUGAAUCCGAGGACAUAUUAUCUGCC